Epinephelus fuscoguttatus (brown-marbled grouper) is the source of this 2717-nucleotide messenger RNA. It is a transcript of the gene rpap2, whose product is annotated as RNA polymerase II associated protein 2. NCBI's taxonomy places the organism in Eukaryota, Metazoa, Chordata, Actinopteri, Perciformes, Serranidae. The record is from RefSeq and is a predicted model, not a curated record. Gene Ontology annotation, molecular function: RNA polymerase II CTD heptapeptide repeat phosphatase activity; RNA polymerase core enzyme binding. The coding region runs from base 817 to 2592 and encodes 591 amino acids. Gene Ontology annotation, cellular component: nucleus; cytoplasm. The transcript is spliced from 12 exons.
AAACAGAGCUGCAUGAAUCUAGUAUAGUGGCAUUGCUCAUAUCAUGCUGUAUAACAGGGUGUCUACAGGUAUCAGAUAGUUAAAUGUAAUGCUUUUUAAGUCCCAUUCAAAACACAUUGUAACCUGUAACUUUAGGACAAAGGUAAGUGUUAUGUAGGAAUGUGGUUACUAGAGUGAGUUAAGUCAAUCUACAUUUUUCCAACAUUAAAAAUGUGGAUUUUUAUAUAGAAAGGCUCCACCCAUUUUGACAAAAAGAAAUUUAAAAGUGGACAAAUGAAAUUAGAUAAAAUGUUUGGAGUAGUUAAGACCCCUCAAAUUCAAAUUUAAGGCUAUUUAAUGGCUUUUAAGGCCUUAUUGUUGUAAGAAUUUAAGAUAUUUUAAGACUUUACAAGGACCUGUAGACACUCUAUAUAAAAAAUAAGAUUAUUUGUGUAUCUGUGUGAAACCCAGACAUGACGGUGACAUGUAGGAGAUUUGGAUGCAUGUAAAGAGGUGGGUGUGGUGUACUGAACCCCCUUCCUUCUCCACCCGAAGGACUCACACAUCUCUGGACCACAUCACUGAGCUGCUCCAGAGCCAUCCCUGCUGUCUUCAGGAGGGAAACGCGUCAAAGCACUGACCGCUGAAGAAGAGGCAAGAAGGAGGGAGAUAGUGAAGGAGAAGUUAAGGGAGAAGUUGGAGCUAGAAAAAAGAGCCCUGAAGAUAGUGGAGCGUCUCCUGGAGGACAGUGUGGCUGAGGACUUCCUGGUUGACUGUGCGAAGUUCAUUGUUUCUGCUAAUUAUAAAGAUGCUGUAGAGGAGAGAUCCAUUGCUAAAAUGUGUGGUUAUCCCAUCUGCUCAAAUAAACUGGGGAAGAUCCCAACUCAACAGUUUAGGAUUUGUACGAAGACCAAUAAGGUGUACGACAUCACAGAACGCAAGUGUUACUGUAGUAACUUCUGCUACAAAGCCUCCAAAGAGUUCGAGCUGCAAAUAUCGAAGACACCUCUGUGGCUCAGGCAGCAUGAGAGUCCUCCAGAAAUUAAACUGAUGAAGAAAGGAGAUGGCGGGAGUUCUGGUGAGGAGGUGCUGCUGUCGGAGAGACGUCUCCAAGAAGACGACAUCGAGAACCCACUGGCUGCUCACCCCGACGACCCCCACAGUUCUCAGCAGGGUCCUGCUGGAGGCGGCCACAGUGAAAGCAGCGACAUUGAACAAGAGCAGGACUUUGUCUCCAGCAUGGUCUCCCAGCAGCAGGGACCCAGGGUGCACUGGGGGGACCUGCCGAAACGUACAGACGAAGACAAGAAAGGUGAGCGAGGGAAGAUGGGGAGGCGAAAGAAACAGAGGAGAGAGGGAGGUGAAGAGGAGAUUGAGGGUCAAAGUCAGGGCGCAGAGAGGGGGGAGGAGUCACUUUCAUGUAAAACAGAAGCUGGAACUGAUGAUGAGAAACGGCUGCACUCAUUCAACACAGACAAACCUAAUGGAGAGCAGGUGACAGAGGAGAGAGGCCUGCCUGAUGCACCCAGUGUGGACGAGGCUGCAGCUCAGUUGAAUUUGUGCACUUUAUCUGAGACAGUUGCUCAAACUGCUCCCCCGCCUGUUGACUCAACAUCCACACAAGCAGAAAGCACAAUUCUACUCACUUCUCCACCAUGUGAAGACUCAAACAGCCCAACAGAAAGCAAACAUCUCCUUUCUUCAACCCUGAUCAACACGAAUCAGGACGACCACGACAUGGCACUGACCAACCAGCCAGGCCUCAGCAUCACCCAGGUGGGUAUGAGCAAGAGAGGGGCGGCAGGGCUACGAGAUCUGCUCAAGAAAAACACUGCUGAAACAAAACCCGCCUCCAUCCGGCUGAAUCUCCUCGAGUGCCUGAGAAGAACGUUAAAGGACUGGAGCACAGACGAGACCCUGAAGUUCCUGUACGGCGCUGACCAUUCUCUCGGCUCGCCUUACGCUGAUGUUAAAAAAGACAAAGAGGUGGAGGUGAAAGAGGAGGAGCUGGAUGAAGACGACCUUGAGGAUGAGGUGACCGAAGAGGAUGCAGAAGGCGUUGAUGCUGAGGUGCAGAAAAGACCAUCUGCCGCAGCUCCAGACUACAGGACACUGCGAACAGAGACCCAGCAGCUGGAGCUGAGAGUCAAGGAGUUUUAUAAGGGGACCUGGAUUGUACCUGAGGAGGUAGAGGAGCCGCAUGGAGACAAGGUGACAGUCCAGGACCAGAGCACGAAGGACCCAGCUCUGCCGCUCGUUGACUCUCAUGCUCAGCACCUCAUCCAGAAACGAAUCACAGUGGAGAAGCUCACCAGCUGUCUCAAAAACAUUGUCGGCCCUCUGUGUCUCGCCAUGACUGACAUCUCCACUGACCUGAACAACCUGGUCCGGACAUUCAGGUUCACCAACACAAACAUCAUCCACAAAACUCCAGAGUGGACCCUGAUAGCUGUCGUGCUUCUUCAUCUGUUGGCGGAGGUGUCUCCAGUUGUGCGAGAAGCGUUGGAGACGCGAGCAUCAGUGGAAUAUUUGAACACACUGAUGGAGGAGCUCGGUCUACAGGAGCAGGACCUUCUGAACUUAGUCCAGCUGUUUAAAACCCCAACACACUGACACACACACACACACAGAUGGACAUAUGAACAGUAAAUAUACAUAAAUAAAGAAACAUGCAGCUAUCCAGCAUUUUCUAUAACGUUUGUUUGCCACAAAUAAAAUUGGUUGCGAUAACUUUUAAA